Bursaphelenchus xylophilus (pine wood nematode) is the source of this 453-nucleotide messenger RNA. The record is from the annotation of a GenBank genome assembly. NCBI's taxonomy places the organism in Eukaryota, Metazoa, Nematoda, Chromadorea, Rhabditida, Aphelenchoididae.
AUGCAUUGCAAUAUUCUACAAUUAAUUAAUUGUGGGUCGGCUUUAAGAAAAUUUACAACUGUUGGGGUUUUACAGUUUAAUUUCUAUUUCUUAUUACUUUUAAUUAAAACGAUUGCAUUUUCGGGUGUGAUAUAUUUUUCACUUAUAGCUCCAACGAAAAUGCCGCCGAAGGUUUCCAAGGUUAAUAUCCAGCCUAUCAACUUGAUUUUCCGAUGCUUACAGGGAAGAUCGCGCGUUCAGAUCUGGCUAUACGAGGAUGUAAACCACAGAAUUGAAGGAUAUAUUAUUGGUAAGUCUCUAACUAUAAGGUUGCGUUACUUUUUAGGAUUUGAUGAGUACAUGAAUUUGGUUAUCGAUGAGGCUGAAGAAGUCCACAUGAAGACUGACGCCAAGAAGAGUCUCGGCCGUAUCAUGUUGAAGGGUGACAAUAUAACACUUAUCCAAACUGUCUGA